Danaus chrysippus (African queen) is the source of this 225-nucleotide messenger RNA. Lineage: Eukaryota; Metazoa; Arthropoda; Insecta; Lepidoptera; Nymphalidae. The record is from the annotation of a GenBank genome assembly.
AUGCCGAAAUUCGCAGCAGCUGCGCAUAAUAAAAGGUAUUGGACUCACCUUAAAUUCACGGCGCCUCCAUGUGUUAACAGGUGGGCUUCGCAACAAGUCUGUCCUCCUACAGGUCGGGGGCGUGCGUCGACGGCGGCGGUCCGGCGGCGACACGCGGAUACAGCACGAGGGACGCACGCGCGCGGCUUCUACUCCCCCCAUCGAUUUUCGAUGUACGCUGCCUAA